GUGCGCGAUAUAUGGACGACACAUCACUGUUUGCUGAACUGGCAAUUGGGUGUGGCAAGUAUGUGCCUGUGGGUGGUGCACUCUUAAAAUGUUCAACACUCUGGUUGCCUGUGAGCGACUAAACUGCUCUUGUCGGCCAAGAUACUUCCAGAGCUGUGCAACCUGUUCAUCACCAUGGGGGCAGCAGUGGGUUUCCGAAGUGGAUUGUCAAGAAAUUGGACUGGAUCCCUCUCGGAACUGAAUCACUGCAGACCGCAUCUUGGUCGAGGCUUUUUGAGCUGGCAUGACGGAGAAUCAAAUUUGUCGGAACCUGAUGACAUGAAGAUAUUUAGAGGAAAUGUGGUAGAUUAUGUUAGGUCCUCGAGUUCUGUUGGCACUUCAUUGUUAAAAUUUCGUCAUCUCUUACGAACUAUUCACAAGAGCCUUAGCGAUGAGAACGUGCCUCAUGGAAUUGCACACGAAGAACAAAAUUCACCAUCCUUAUCCCCAGCGAGAAACAACCAUGUGCAAAACACGGAUUACCUGACUUCCGCUGACAGUUUAAUUGAAUCCUUAUUUGAUGAUCAUUUGGAACGUAUGCUUCUCCAUUCUCGAAGGCUUUAUUUCCACCAACGAUCCAAGCGACGGAACUGCGCUAGCGAAAGCGAUUUAAGGUGGUCUUCAUUGGACGACUUAAAUGCAUUUCCACUGGAAUCCAAUUCAUCUCAGCCUCGCGAAUUUAAAGAUGAAAAAGCCAGUUCUCAAGACACUAAAUCAACUUCAGACCAGUACGUAGACAAAAAACAGUGCGCAACGGAGAAAAGUGCUCCACUCGUUACUCACUUCCCUAGUUCCAUACCAGUGGACAUCUACGGUACAGAUACGAAAAACGAGAGCGAGCUAACCGCAAGUGAUUACAGAAUAGAAGAGCAAACAAACAAACUUGAAGAAGUAAGCCCAGAUGUUGCACAACCGCCGUCAUCAGAAAUGGCUGAAAGGUCUUUGUCGGAAAAUUAUCUUUGUGUUUGUGCUAGCCUGCAAAAAGUUGCUGAAUAUGGGAAAGAGGAGCCGGUGAUUAUGUUGGAAGUUGCCAAAGCCACCGAUUCCCUGAAUAGUCUAGAAAUUGGAUUAAAGGACCGGAGUGCCUCCAUAGAGUUCGAAGUCACGCAACCGACAACCAAGUUGCAAAAAUCAGUCAUUUUUGCCGACGAGGUUGGACAAUCUCUCACGGAAACUUUUGUCUUUCACAGAGAAGAGUCGUUCAAAUCAUAUGUGUUGAUUGCAGGUACAGGUUUACCAAGAAUCCAAGUCGCCACAAAUUUCCAAUGUUGCACCAAUUACAUUGAUUAUAUUGAUUCCCAUAAACGCUUUAAUCUCUCUUCAAGCAUUUAG
Dicrocoelium dendriticum is the source of this 1371-nucleotide messenger RNA. Lineage: Eukaryota; Metazoa; Platyhelminthes; Trematoda; Plagiorchiida; Dicrocoeliidae. The record is from the annotation of a GenBank genome assembly.